GUCGCGUAGUUCGUUCGAGACCAACGUGGUGCAGGGGCAGUGGCUCCGAGAUUCUAGCCGGGAGGAUAAAGGAUAACGGGCUGGUGCAAACAGUUGAAUGGAUCAUUGGAUUGGAUCCGUUGCAGCUGUGUGGUGAUAGCUGGUGAAUGUGAUUGCAGUGUGACACUACUGGAAGCGUGGGCUUUAAGAAGCUUUCAAGUGGAUAUCUUUGCGACACAUUGUGAGCGUACUUUUUCAUCUUUAAUGUGAUAACUAGUGAUAAAUAGUUCGCGUAAUUGGGUGCCCGGAACCACUGUUGUAUAGAUAAUAAUAGUGUAUACACAACCCAACGGCUAGUGAAAUCCUAGACAUGUUGAACGUACACUCAGUGCCAUAAACAAAUCAAACAAAACGAAAUGAAUCGGUUGUCAGCGUAUACCACCACAGUACUGCUCCUGUGUGGAUACUGUGUUUCAACAAAUAGCGCGCGGAGCAGACCAGCAGUAUCAUCAUCCGCUCCGGAUGAUAAUGAUGCAGCCACCGUGUUGAAUAAUCUCAGUGAGGUGACUCGCGAGCGGUCAGAUGAAACCUACUUCGAGGACGAAGAACUCGGUGCCCUGAUGGCCAGGUUCAUCGCGCGGGAUAGGAUUAUGAAGCGAUCCGGUGGGGUGAACCGCAUUGAGCUUCAGGAAGGGGAUUCCGGUGAUAAUUACACCGUGUUCAAUGUGGGAGUUCUAAUGGCAUCGCAUUUGGAUUCACCAUUCGAUCUGGAGCGCUGUGGGCCAGCUGUUGACCUAGCUUUGGAAUUUAUCAACGAUUUCCUGCUGAAGGCGCACAACCUGAAACUCAUGAAGGUACAAGCCAGCUACGCUUCCUGUUCCGGAGCCAAAUCACCCGGUCUCGCGGCGGAUAUGCACUUCAAGCACAACGUGAUAGCCUUUAUCGGGCCUGCCUGUGCCUUCGCGUUGGAACCGGUGGCGCGACUAGCAGACUAUUGGAAUACACCCAUAAUCACCGGCAUGGGCGAUCAGCCACCGUCCGAGGGGGAACUUUCUGUGACAUCCGGAAUUCUUGGACGCCUGAGUAAUAAAUGGAAAAACGAAAGCACGGGUAUCUUCAAGGAUAAAUCCAAGUAUCAGACGUUGACGCGAAUGUCCUACUGCCAGUGCCGACUGAAGCUGGUCUUUUCCAGCAUCUUCCGGCAGUUUGGUUGGCGGCACAUCGCGCUGCUGUUGGAUCGGUCGGACUUGUUUUCCCUCACGGUGGGUAAAAAUCUGGAGUACGGUUUGAAGGAGGAAGACCUGUUGACCUUCGUGCGUGAGCUGGACGGAAACGAGGAGGAGGAUUUAGAUAACUAUCUACGGGACGCUAGUAUGUACGCCAGAGUGAUUAUUUUGUCCGUACGUGGCAGCCUGGUUCGUAAGUUCAUGCUAUCCGCCCAUAGGCUCGGGAUGACGCGGGGGGAAUUCACGUUUCUCGAUGUGGAAAUCUUCCAGAGCUCCUACUGGGGCGAUCACUACUGGGAGCUGGGAGACGAGGAUGACCAGGCGGCCCGGAAGGCUUACGAGGCGUUGCUGCGAGUUUCCCUGCUGCAGCCCACCAGUCCCUCGUAUCAAACUUUUGCCGAGCGGGUGCGACAACUGGCCAAACGUGACUACAACUACACCUUCGUGGAGGAUGAGGAGGUGAACUUCUUCAUUGGUGCUUUUUUCGACGGUGUUUAUUUGCUCGGUAUGGCACUGAAUGAAACGCUCAACGAGGGCGGCAAUAUCCGGGAUGGGACGGCUAUCACGAGGAAAAUGUGGGGACGCAGUUUUGAUGGAAUCACGGGACAUGUACGAAUCGAUGACAACGGGGAUCGUGAUGCAGAUUAUUCCAUUCUUGAUCUGGACCCAAUUACCGGCCGGUUCGAAGUGGUAGCACAUUACUACGGACGGACGAGAGAAUAUUGUCCAGUCAAGGGAAAGCGGAUACACUGGCCCGGAGGAAGAGAAGGCCCCCCGCCCGAUAUUCCCAAGUGUGGUUUCCUGGGAACCUCGCCGUCCUGUCAAGGAAGUGAAAUGAUUCUAGUGUACGGAGUAAUUGGAUUUGGAAUCAUCUCCACGUUUGCAGCGGUAAUCACGUAUAUCCUUUGCAAACAGAUGAAAUUAAACAACGAACUGAACAACAUGUCCUGGAGGGUGCGACCAGAUGAGGUGCUUCUGGAGGUUGGGAGACUGUUCGGAAGCAAAAUGGGACUGCAGAAACUUAAUUAUGAGAAUUUAUCCCUCCAACAGUUCGGCAGCUCAGGGCGUGCAUCGAUUGCGAGUGGAAAUUCACAACUUCCAACCCAACUGUUCACCACGAUUGGCAUAUACAAGGGAGAACGUGUUGCCAUUAAGAAAGUAACUAAGAAGAAGGUUUACAUCACUUCGACGCUACUCUGGGAAAUCAAGCAGACACGUGACGUAAGUCAUGAAAACACGGUCCGCUUCGUAGGAGCCUGUAUUGAUCUUCCCCGACCUACAAUUUUGAUCCUUACGGAGUACUGUCCGAAGGGUAGUCUCAAAGAUGUUCUUGAGAAUGAGGCUAUCCAGUUGGAUUGGAACUUCCGGAUGUCACUGAUACACGACGUCGUGAAGGGUAUGGCAUAUCUUCACAACAGCGAUGUUGCGGUACACGGAAAACUUCGUUCGUGCAACUGUCUCAUCGAUGGUCGAUUCGUGCUGAAGAUUUCCGAUUUCGGCUUGCGUACACUGACCACACCUUCCGAGUACGUGCGGGACCAGAACUAUUACAACAAAGUGAAAUUUUCAGAGCUUCUCUGGGUUGCUCCAGAGCUGCUGCCGGCUACUGUCAUCCCGGGAACUCCCGCUACACAAAAGGGCGAUGUUUACUCGUUCGCUAUCAUUCUGGAGGAAAUAGUUGUACGUGGUGGACCCUAUGAAGCGGCGAGACAAUUUAUGGACCCGAAGCUAAUUGUGGAACGCGUGGCAAAUCACGAAGGUCCCCCGUUUCGACCUUUCGUGGACCAAAGAGACUGUCCACCGGAUUUGCAUGAUUUGAUGGAGAAAUGCUGGGCGGAUAGCCCAGAUGAUCGUCCAACGUUUGCCCAGAUUCGAAGCACUGUUAAAUUAAUCAUGAAGGGUUUCUGCGAAAAUCUCAUGGACGAUUUGCUGCGCCGCAUGGAACAGUACGCAAAUAACUUGGAGAGUCUGGUGGAGGAGAAGACAGAGCAGCUCAGCAUGGAGAAAAGACGCACGGAAGAGCUCCUCUAUCAAGUGCUUCCGAGACCAGUUGCGCAGCAACUCCUUGCUGGAGAGAUGGUGCAACCGGAACAGUUCGAAUGCGUCACCAUAUAUUUUAGUGAUAUCGUAGGUUUCACAGCCCUUUGUGCCCAAAGUCGACCAAUGGAAGUGGUGGACUUUUUGAACGAUUUAUACAGCACUUUCGACAGAAUUAUUGUGUUUUAUGAUGUGUACAAAGUGGAAACGAUUGGCGAUGCCUACAUGGUGGUGUCGGGUCUACCCGAGCGGAAUGGUCACGACCAUGCCCGUGAGAUUGGACUAAUGUCGUUGGCCAUUUUGGACGCUGUGAAAUCAUUCACGAUAAAACAUAAACCCGAUCAGCAGUUGAGAAUUCGCAUCGGGAUACACUCGGGGCCUGUUUGUGCCGGGGUAGUCGGCCAAAAGAUGCCCCACUACUGCUUGUUUGGGGAUACAGUCAACACGGCUUCCCGCAUGGAAUCAACUGGACACCCACUGAAAAUACACGUUUCUGAGGCUGCCAAACAAAUACUCGAUAAAUUUGGCACCUUCCGGUUGGAACUGAGAGGUGAGGUGGAACUCAAAGGUAAAGGCAUCGUUACCACUUAUUGGUUGCUGGAGUGUUCAGAGCCCGAUCCAAGACCUCCGACGCCGCUGAAACACUACAUCGACAAUGAAGUACCAUUCCCCAUUCUGUUCCCUGGAAUUGGGAAAUAAUUCUGCCAUACGUUACCCGAAAUGUCCUGAAACUAGCCUUGGUGUCUUUGUGUGCUGCUUGAAGAACAGUAUUACUAGCUAUUUUAUCGUUUAGGGAAGAGCCAUUUACUACAUAUUCGACGUCAAUUUAUCUCGGGGCUAACCGGUUUAGAGGGAAAUUUUAACUAAUGAAAUUAUUUUAUGGAGUCAAUAUUUUGUCAUGGAAUAUACCAAACUGUGUAAUAGAAGACGUACAAACGUAACUGAAUGUGAUAUCUAAGCCACGUGUUUUAAUUUAUUCUAA
Messenger RNA from Toxorhynchites rutilus septentrionalis, 4224 nucleotides. Its product is annotated as atrial natriuretic peptide receptor 1. Gene Ontology annotation, molecular function: ATP binding; guanylate cyclase activity; peptide receptor activity. NCBI's taxonomy places the organism in Eukaryota, Metazoa, Arthropoda, Insecta, Diptera, Culicidae. The transcript has 16 exons. The record is from RefSeq and is a predicted model, not a curated record. Bases 396 to 3941 code for a protein of 1181 amino acids. Gene Ontology annotation, biological process: protein phosphorylation; cGMP biosynthetic process; intracellular signal transduction. Gene Ontology annotation, cellular component: membrane.